UUCCCACAUCGGGGGAACCUUCUCACACAGGAGCUGCCUGCUUUCAGAAGAGCGGCUUUACAAAUCAGCAGCAGAGGGAGAGAGCGGAAAAGAGAAGAGGAAGAGUGGGGGGUGGAACCAAGCAGACAGACUACAUUAUGAAAUUCAUCUCUGCAUAUUACUUGCUGCCUCUUUUCCCUGCUUUGAUUCUCAGCACCAGACAGGGCUAUGAAGAGCUGGAGAGACAGCUGAAGGAAGUCUUUAAAGAAAGAAGCAACAUUCUCCGUCAGCUAUCAAAGACAUCAAAAGAACUUGAUGGCAUUAAAGUAAACCUGGAGUCUUUGAAAAAUGACGAAGCAUCUGCCAAGAAUGAUGUUCAGAAACUUCUGGAAUUAGGACAAAAGCAAAGGGAAGAAAUGAAAUCCCUCCAGGAGGCCUUUCAAAAACAGCUAAACGAGGCAACUGAGAAAGCAGAGAAACAGCAGGCUACCAUUAAUUUUUUAAAGACUGAAGUGGAACGAAAGAGUAAAAUGAUCCGUGAUCUCCAGAAUGAGAACAAAAGCCUGAAAAACAAACUCCUCUCAGGAAGUAAGCUUUGUGGUAUCCAUGCAGAAGAGUCAAAAAAAAUCCAAGCCCAAUUGAAGGAGCUACGUUAUGGAAAAAAAGAUUUGGUUUUUAAGGCUCAACAGUUAACUGAUCUGGAACAAAAACUAGCAAUAGCUAAAGAUGAAUUGGAAAAAGCAGCUCUUGAUGAGGAGUCACAGCUGAAAGCUCUGAAGGAAACUGUCCAGCUAUGCCUGUCCUCCGUUCUGCACAAUCAAUCUCCCGUUACAAGAAUAAUCUCUUCAAAAGCAACAGAGAGGCGGACAUCACCCUCUACCAAUGAUUCCAAAGUUCCAAUUCAGAUAUCAAAUGCCAAGCCUCAGCAAAGUGCCUCAGAAAACAAAGAGUCCCUUGAAGAUGAAACAGCAAAGGAGGAAAAUCCAACUACCCACAAGUGUGAUUCUCAAGAUGAGGGAAAAGCUUGUUUGGUGAAUCAUAGGUCAUCAUCGCCAAGCAACAAAACAACGGAAGUAGAUCCCACUUUGAAGAAACUGACCAUCCCUCCAUGGAUUAAGCCUGAGCCUAAAAAAAUCACAGAAAAAAAUUUGAAGAACUUGCAAGAAAUUGCAAAUACAAAAGAAAAAACACUGUACAAAUGAAGAAGCUCUGUUUAAAAUGUUCUUUAUUAGCUAAUGUCUUUCUUCAUAUUAUUUUUCGGCAUGACAAUGUACUAAGUUUCUAAAGCAUGCACCUUUUACACUCUUUUAUGUAUGUUUGUAAAGUAGCCAAGAAACUUUCAAAAUCAAAUUUACCCAUUAGUAUCUUUUCAGCAAUAAUCUAAUUAAAAUGGACAUGUAGAGAACUACUUUGUAAUACAGCACCAUUUGGCUAAUAUAUUGUUUUGAUUGGUCACAAUUAUAUUUCAAUUUAGUUUGCACACAAAUGUCAUCAAAUGAUUUGAUUCCCCUAAUACAUGGUAGAGGUACUCUCCAGAUCCAAAGCACAUUAGGGAUUCUGUGUAUAUUAAGCAAACCUUAAUUAAUACACACACAUACCCUGUCCCCCCCAAAAAAAUGCCUACCCCCCAAAAAGAAAAAUUGCCUAUACCUGUCUUGAGGUUGUUGAUGCAUUUAACAUUAACAUCUAGGAAAUGUUGUGGUUUUUUAUUUGUUUUUUAACAAAUGUUAGUAAAAUUCUUACUCUGAUGCUAAUUUGCCUAGAUGACUAUGCUCUUUGUCCCAUUUCCCUAUGUGCCUAUUAGACAAUGCUGCAGUGCAUUGCUGAAAUCAGUCUUUGGUAAGACUCUGGAUUUCAAAGUAUCCAAUCCCAGGUCCUGUUGGAGGUGGCAAGGAAAACCUAUGGAAAGAAAGGGGAAAACUACAUUUCCCAGUAGGCAAAGGGGCUAUUUACUUACAUUUUACAGGAGAAGGGGGCUGUUUGGGGUAGUCAUGCUAGAAGAUCUCUAGUUUUGCAGAAGACUUUGCCCUCUUUGACUCAGGAGUUGGCAACACUGGGCCUCUUUGCUAUGGGCUGCGAUAAGUGGUAAGUCAUCUUUUAAUCAAUCUUUGUUGAAAAGGUUAAUUGAGGUAAUAAACGACUGGUGUUUGUUUUGAA
Molecule: messenger RNA, 2136 nt
Organism: Ornithorhynchus anatinus (platypus)
Lineage: Eukaryota; Metazoa; Chordata; Mammalia; Monotremata; Ornithorhynchidae
Gene: LUZP2
Product: leucine zipper protein 2
Exons: 12
Coding region: 138-1181 (347 amino acids)
Source: RefSeq, a predicted model, not a curated record